Messenger RNA from Magallana angulata, 921 nucleotides. RefSeq names its product protein FAM136A-like. The transcript has 3 exons. The coding region runs from base 54 to 491 and encodes 145 amino acids. The record is from RefSeq and is a predicted model, not a curated record. Lineage: Eukaryota; Metazoa; Mollusca; Bivalvia; Ostreida; Ostreidae. Gene Ontology annotation, cellular component: cytoplasm.
UUUAAUUUUGAUCGGGUUCGUAAUCUAUUUAAUCCUAACCAUAAACUAAAAAGAUGGCGCAGAACGUUGAGGACGCGCAAGCACGUGUGCGAGAUGCCUUUAACAAGAUGAUGGAAGGGUUAGACAAAGACAUCAUUCGCCAGAGACAGGAAGAUAUGCACACUUGUGCUGCCAAGUGUUACAGUGAUAGAAAAAGUCCAAUAGAAAGUGUAGAGAGAUGUGCAAAUAUCUGCAAUGCAAAGCUACAGGAUGCAUCAGUUUUUGUUCAGAGAGAAGUUGAAGGUUUCCAGAAUCGUAUCUCCCGAUGUGCAAUGGACUGUCAGGAUGCAGCGCGGGACAAGAUAACUGAGAACACCAAGGAAAGCGACAUAGCAAGGUUUAAAGAAGACAUGGAGAAAUGCGUAGUCAAUUGUGUGGACACUCAUAUAGCACAGCUUCCCUCACUAGAAAAGAGGUUACGGCUCGGACUAACGAAGGGGAAAUACGACUGAAUCAAUGCUGCUUCUUACUAGGAUCUUAAUUAGACCAUUUUCUCUUUUUUUUUUCCAUUUUUUUAAUAAUCAGUUUUAACAUUGAAGACAUUUUUGUUAAAAGGUGUGUAUGUAUUAAUGAGACUUUAAGUUGUAUGAGUUUAUUGAUAAUAAGAAUGUAUUAUUAACGUAAUCUAGUUCCAUGUGGAACUAAGUUUGUUUGUGAGUGCAGAGCAUUAAAACCUAUUUACAUGGUACAAAAAACUACAACUCAUGAACAAAAGCUUAAAGUUGUAUGCAUUAUAUACAGGUAGAAGUUUUAUGUUAGAAUAUAAUUAUACAUGUGCUAUUGUAAAUGUAGUUGAUGUACAUGAAAUCAGGAAUUAAAUAAAAGGGUAUUUAUGUAUGUCAAUGAUUUUGUCACACAUGGAAAACCCCUUAUAUUUCAACA